UAGACAGCCAGUUUUUUUCCAGACAAUACAUUAAAUUCUGAGAAAUAUAGGUCGGACAUGAUGUUAGAAUUGUUAUCAUUAGAUAACAAGUAACUAUAUUUUCCAACUAGAUAAUCUUUAUUUUUUGGCAUCUUAAUUGGCUUAUAGUAAUUCAAGUCUUUAGGGAGCAUAUUUUGGUGUAAAUCCAUAGCUAGUGCUGGUAGUCGAAACGGAGAUUUAUGACUGCCGGGUGUCGAAACUGAUUUUGUUAAACAAUCGUCCAAUGGCUUACUCAAAUCAUGUACAACCAUGUCGUUGUUGAUAGGCUCAUCAACAGUGAACCCAGUCUCAUUGUCACAUUCUAUAACCACAAUGUUAUUUUUAUCUGCUGUAGUGGUCGAAGACUUAGGGAUUUUUAACGACAGUGCUUUGAAAGGACGGUACUUGAUGGGUUGGAGGUGUUUGUGUUGUUUUUCUUUUUUUCCCCAACUCUCUGUUUCGUCUAAAUGGUUAAGGCCAGACAAUUCUGAAAUUUUUCUUUUUCCAUUUUCUUUAGUAGUACUCUGUUUAGACUUAGUGUCAAAAUCAAGCGCACGAGUGCACUUUCCUUUUCUAAUAUUGUACUUCAUUUGUUUGUGUACAUUCAUCACGCGCUGUCUCAUAAGUUUUAAAAACCGGCCGCAUUUAAACCUACGGUCGCCUUCUAGUAUGUCUUGUUUGACUGUUUUAAACCAAGAUUCAACGGUAGCAUUACUCUGGCGGAUUUCAAUGCCAUUGCUGAGUUUAUUAUUCAUAAUAGGUGUCCACAGUGCUAAGAAAGCACAAUUUGAGACUUCAGAUUUAACCUGUUCUUUGAUUGACUGAAAUCUACAGAACAUCAUGGAAUUACUCGUGUUGGAUUCGCAUAGAAAUUUAUUUAUUUCCUCCGAGUGAUCCUCACCUUCGUUGUUCGAUUCAUUUGGCAAUUGGUAUUUAUCAUAACACUUGGCUCUCAUUGUACUAAUGGCAUCUUUCGUGUGUCCUGUACCAUAAGGUGACAACAGUAUCACUGAAAAUAUUUUGAACCAUUGUUCAACAUCUGUCAAACUGGUUGUGUUAAAAAGUAUACAUAUCCAAUCAAUAACAUCAUUUCUUUUCGUUUUUUCUACAGUCGUGCGAUGGUUUUUCUCAGAUUGAAAAUAUGUGUAGACAUGGUUUACUAUAAUUUUUGUGUAAUGAUUUGCACAUAUAUUUAUGAUGGUGACAUUAGAUUCGUCGUGGUUUUCAACCAAUACUCUGUAACACCAGUUAAGGUAGUCGAAUAUGGAAGUAAAACCAUUCCAUCCUAUACACAAGGCAUUCAUUUGGGCAUAACUGAAAUCUGUCACGAUAUUUGUGAAUACUGGCCAAGUGAGUUUUUGUUUCAAAACGAAUGCUUUAAAAGCGUUUAGCCAUUGUGAAAUCGCAACAAUGUCGUGGGCUGAACUAAUCAUUUCAACAACAGGACACGUGACACUUGAGUCUCUAGGUAAUGGGACAUUAACAACUAGAACAUAGUACAGAACCCUUUUGCUGGUCUUGUCAAUUUUCCUGACCACUGUACCAGUUGCAUCCAAAUACCCAGUUACUGGUUUUUGUUUUUUAAUCAGAUUUUUUAGUAUGUCCAACUGCUCGUUACUAUAACAGUGAACGGACGGUAUGCCGACAUGCUUUACAAAGUUGUUUUCUUUGUCAUUACACAUCAGUAAAAGGUCAUGAAAAUCAUCUUUAUCAUAAUCAUCGGCACUUAAGGCCUCUGAUCUGAUUUUUCUGACGACGUCAUCUGAUUUAAUGCCUUGCAAAUUACCACAAUUCAACUGAGUGGGUGAUGCCAUGUCAACAGCGUCUGACCUGAAGGAAAACGCUUUUGCCUUUUUUAGCGCUUCUUUGUGUAAGUCUCGCUGAAUCCCUUUUACGUGGUUCGUGAGACCAUUGUCUUCUGGAUUGUGAUGGUAAUUUAAACCAGAACUAUAUACUUCCGCCAGAAACUCUUGGUUUUGAGGCUGGACUUUAAUUCUAAAAAGUUUACACCCCUCGUGGCUACAAUACAUGUACACAUUGCAAUGAUUUUCAAAAUAUCUAACCCUUUUUGCAUUAACAACGCAUGUAUUGUUCACAGUUCUAAUAAGCU
Molecule: messenger RNA, 2128 nt
Organism: Acyrthosiphon pisum (pea aphid)
Lineage: Eukaryota; Metazoa; Arthropoda; Insecta; Hemiptera; Aphididae
Exons: 2
Coding region: 289-843 (184 amino acids)
Source: RefSeq, a predicted model, not a curated record